Messenger RNA from Leptosomus discolor (cuckoo roller), 862 nucleotides. NCBI's taxonomy places the organism in Eukaryota, Metazoa, Chordata, Aves, Leptosomiformes, Leptosomidae. The record is from RefSeq and is a predicted model, not a curated record.
AGAUAAGGAAGGACAUAAUUUUUCUAUAUUCUGGGUGCUGGUGAGUGUUAUCCUAGGUGCAAUAGCCAUGCUGUGCAAAGAACAAGGAAUUACAAUACUGGGUUUGAAUGCAGUGUUUGAUGCACUGGUGAUUAACAAGCUUAAUGUUCUGGAGCUUAUUCAAAAGUUACUACAUAAGGACAAGUCAUUGGAGAAUGCUGGGCUGUUAAGAAAGGGGCUGAUUUUCAGGAUAACUCUUCUGAUGUCUGGAGGGGCCAGUAUACUUUAUAUACGCUGGAGGAUUAUGGGCACAGGGCCACCAGCUUUCACUGAAGUAGACAACCCAGCUUCAUUUGCAGACAGUCUGUUUGUGAGAGCUAUAAACUAUAAUUACUACUAUUCUUUGAAUGCAUGGUUGCUGUUGUGUCCCUGGUGGCUAUGUUUUGAUUGGUCAAUGGGCUGCAUACCCCUCAUUAAGUCCGUCAGUGACUGGAGGAUAAUUGCACUAGCAGCACUUUGGUUCUGCCUAAUUGGUCUGAUAUGCCAAGCUCUGUGCUCAGAAGACAGCCAUAAGAGAAGAAUUCUUACACUGGGACUUGGAUUUCUUAUUAUCCCUUUUCUUCCUGCAAGUAAUCUGUUCUUCCGAGUAGGAUUUGUUAUUGCAGAGAGAGUCAUCUACCUCCCCAGUAUUGGAUAUUGUAUUCUGUUUACAUAUGGAUUUAGUCUCUUGAGUAAGCAAGCCAAGAAAAAGAAAAUCCUUGCUCUGGCAGUACUUGGAAUCUUGUUGAUAAAUGUUAUGCGCUGUGCACUCCGCAGCAGUCAGUGGAGGUCAGAAGAACAGCUUUUUAGGAGUGCACUGUCUGUAUGCCCUCUGAAUGCAAAA